AUGGCUGUAGACGCGUCUCAAGAUGCCGCGUCGCUGCCAUACCACGAGCCAGGCAUCGUUGUCAUUCUAGUCCUCGCGUCUUUUCUUCUUCUCCUCAAUGUCGUCAAUGCUGCCCUUGACAGAGUGCUUUACUGCGGUCUACUAGGCCAGGUGUUGGUUGGCAUCGCAUGGGGCACUCCAGGUGCGAAGUGGCUGUCUGAGAGCUUAGAAGAGACGGUUGUGCAAUUAGGCUAUCUUGGACUGAUUCUGCUUGUCUAUGAAGGUGGUCUCUCUACUUCUUUCCAGUCUCUCAAAGCGAAUCUACUUCUCUCUUCUGGCGUCGCUCUGACUGGAAUCGUAAUUCCCAUCGGUCUCUCCUACACUAUGCAAUGUCUGUUAGAUGCUAGCCCUGUACAGGCUUUUGCUGCUGGUGCAGCACUGUGUUCCACCAGUUUGGGCACAACCUUUACGGUUCUCGGCUCAAGUGGCUUGUCUACCACUCGUCUAGGCGUUGUCCUUACCAGUGCGGCUAUGAUGGAUGAUGUCGUCGGCCUGGUCAUGGUGCAGGUCAUCUCUAACCUAGGCGGUGACAACUUCAGCUGGGUCACGGUCGUCCGCCCGGUACUUGUUUCGGUUGCUUUUGCUGUCGUUGCUCCUAUUGUUUGCCUUUUCGUCGCUAAGCCCCUGACCGUGUGGCUGAAUACGUACCGCGAAGCUCACCCAGGCGCACGGCUAAAUGCUCUCCUACAGCGUACACAAACGGCUUUCACAGUCCACACGCUAAUUCUCAUUGGUCUCGUCGCGGGGGCUACAUAUGCAGGCACGUCGAAUCUGUUUGCUGCGUACAUUGCAGGAGCUAGCAUCAGCUGGUGGGAUUCUGACGUACCUCACCCUGCUAGUACUUUGGCCACAACCCCAGUGGCUGAAAAGAGCCCAGCAGCUUCUGGAUCAGUUCUUGAAAGCUCUGAAGGCACAUCUCCAGAUGCCUCCAAGACUCGGAGCGAGCAAAACCAGGGCACGCUUUCAUCCCAACCCACCAAGAUCGAGAAGGAAGAGCACGUGGAUACAACAGGUGGUGCAGCCAUCUACCACCACUACUACCACCCUGCAGUGUCCAAGAUUCUGCAGCCUUUCUUCUUCGCAUCCAUUGGCUUUUCUAUACCAAUCACGCGCAUGUUUAGAGGUGCGAUAGUCUGGCGAGGUAUUGUUUAUGCCAUCCUUAUGGCAUUUGCCAAGGUGGUGUGUGGUCUUUGGCUUGUCCGUUUCUCGGUCUCUACAGGUAAAAGAUCUCCUAGCAAGAUCCUGAGCAAGGUGCGCCUGCCGUCGGUGCCUCACUUGUGGGGUAAGAGCAAUCACCCAGCACCGUCUGCGCAGACAGGAGCUACUACACCUAAGGUAGGAGCCGCACCACCACACACAGAAGCUACCCCCACACAGACACGCCCAGCAGCUUCGUCAGCUGGCACCGAGAGCGAGGCGCGCUCUUCACCCAACCCACCAAAGCCCUUCUCGCUACACCCGCCGCUUAUUCUCGCCUCUGCCAUGUGCGCCCGCGGAGAGAUUGGUUUCUUAAUUUCCGGCGUCGCUGAAUCUCAAGGAGUGUUCGGGGAAACUUCUGGUGAGCCAACCGACAUCUUUCUCGUCGUGACAUGGGCCAUCGUUCUGUGUACUAUCCUCGGCCCUCUAGCUGUUGGGUUAUCUGUUCGCAGGGUGAAGGAACUCCAAGCGCGUAAGAAGAAACAGCACGAGGGCGCCGAAAGAGACGUCUUGGGCGUUUGGGGGGUAGAGUAG
Alternaria arborescens is the source of this 1770-nucleotide messenger RNA. RefSeq lists its product as hypothetical. Gene Ontology annotation, molecular function: antiporter activity. The transcript is spliced from 2 exons. Lineage: Eukaryota; Fungi; Ascomycota; Dothideomycetes; Pleosporales; Pleosporaceae. Gene Ontology annotation, biological process: proton transmembrane transport. Bases 1 to 1770 code for a protein of 589 amino acids. Gene Ontology annotation, cellular component: membrane. The record is from RefSeq and is a predicted model, not a curated record.